Molecule: messenger RNA, 4237 nt
Organism: Dreissena polymorpha
Lineage: Eukaryota; Metazoa; Mollusca; Bivalvia; Myida; Dreissenidae
Exons: 9
Coding region: 394-2688 (764 amino acids)
Biological process (GO): tRNA wobble uridine modification
Cellular component (GO): nucleus; cytoplasm
Molecular function (GO): S-adenosylmethionine-dependent methyltransferase activity; tRNA binding
Source: RefSeq, a predicted model, not a curated record
UGCCAUUGUAACCAGGUCCAUGUUAGAGUGAUGACCACAUAUCAGCUAUUUCUGGAUCAAGUUAGAACAACAAUAGGGAAGGCAGUGUUCAAAGGCAGCAUAAUUGGACCAUCUGGUAGCAAAUAUUGCUCUUUUUGUGCCCAGUAUUGAAUUCCAAUGCUGGUAUUCAUAAUUGCAAGAAAAAUCAGUAUUCUUGCUGUACCAUACUAAGAGUUGUGUUCAGGUGAACACUUCAGCAUGUGUCAAGUGCCGAAAGUGUGAUCAACAUGAAGAGAAAGCCAUCUUUUCUGUGAUGUCCAUCGUUUUAUGACACUGCUUCUGGAGUUCACUUAAUAGAAUUUGUUCUAAACAAGAUAUGCUGUGACAUUGGACACAGUCUAGAGGUAUUGAGCCAUGGGAGAUGAUGCGAUGUCUGGUGUGGUGUGUCAAGGCCAGCUGUUUGAGCACCAGCAUGUGCAGGGAGUGUACAACAGGAUCGCGCCAUGCAUGAUCCAAAUAGAGCACAAGGCCUGGCCCAACGUUAAAAGAUUCCUCAAAAAGUUUCCCUCUGGAGCAUUGGUGGCUGAUAUUGGCUGUGGCAAUGGCAGAUACCUGGGUGUGAACACUGGGGUCUACAAAACAGGAAUUGACGUUUGUCAGCAACUGGUGGACGAUGCCAAGCUAAAAGGUUAUGAGGUAUCCUACGCUGACAAUCUGCACAUUCCCUAUCGCACUGGCUGUUUUGAUGGGGUGCUGUCCAUAGGGGUUAUCCAUCAUUUUUGCUCCUUUCAACGCAGAGUGGCUGCACUGCAAGAACUGUCACGCAUUUUACGGCCUGGGGGAAGGCUGAUGCUGUAUGUGUGGGCCUUUGAACAAAAAAUUAGGAAGUUUGACUCCCAGGAUGUUCUCAUACCUUGGAAAGAAGGGAGCAGACUGGACCAGAGACUUGGCUCCACCUCCUCCACCCAGUCCAGUGCUGGAGGGGUGUCCAACACGGGGUCAGUCAGUGAUGAAGAGGCCGGCCUGGACAAUGGGGUGGGACCAGACAUCACCAUUGAGAAGGCUACACAGCUAACUCUCCGGCGAGGGAGCUCCAUCAGUCUUGAUGACUUAACUUCUGCAAGGGAUUUAAGUGAGUUUAGACCAAGCUACUACUCCCUAGAUUUCAACAGCUGCGGUCCGAGGGAAGUUGUGAAAAAAGAAAAGAAUGACAAAUUAGUUUGGGACACUAGACACUCAAACAAUUUCAAAGCGUCACAAAAAAACACAUUGAUUCAAGAAUGUCGAAAACUGGAGGCAUCUCUGCGUGCGAUGUCGUCCGGAAAUCUUGAUAUUUUAAAAAAAUCUGAUAAAGACUUGAGAGUAGAGUUAAAUAACAAAAGUGGGUGUCAUUCUCUUGAAAAUUUUGAACAUGCCAAGACUGAGCUGGUGGAUUGCAAUGCAGGUCUGGAAAUUAACCUACACUGGAACAUUGGUGAGGUUGAUGAUGAUUUUGAAAAAGCAAUUCCUGGAGCAGAAGAUAUCAUACUAGACAGUGGAUACUCAGAAUAUACAAUAGAAGAUGUUGAAAUUGGCAACCGUGAUUUCUAUCAGUCGGUUGAAAUGGGUCACCAAGAGAGAAAAUCAAUCCCCAAAUCGCCCCAGGUCAAUCCUUUCAUGAAACAAGACUCAAGUGAUCGUUAUGCUUUUAAUAAUGUUGUUGAUUACCAAAGUGAUGAAUCAGAAAGUAUUGAAGUGCUCUGUGAACAGGUUGAAGAACUCAACUGUCCAGAUACAAUCUCUGUGGGAUUUAAACCAGGACCCAAACAAGAGUCGGAUGGAAAAUCAUUUCUGACCACAGUAAAGACAAAGCUUUUAAAAUUAUUUGAUAAAAACACAACUAGUCAGCAUUCAAACAAAAAUGGGUCUCGAAACAUGUCAGUCCCAGCGCAAACAAAACAACGAGAUCAUUUGUAUGGGCCGUCCAGUUUUAAACUGACUCGUGAACAGUUAACUCUAGCUGAGCAGCUGCAGUUUCAAGUGCGCGAGUUUCCACUGAGUAGCUGUCCUGAGGUUGUUAACAACCACUUUCUUGCAAGGAAUACUAAUUCCAACAAAUUCCUGCCUAACAAUCAAAAUCCUAAAACACUACCUGACAACGCCAAAGAUUUAAAUGUUUUUCACAGACUUUCUCUUGAUUUUCCUGCCAAUACACUUAACACUGGAGAGUGUCCCAGUGAUUAUGUGGAAAUAUAUGAUUUCUUCAUAAAACUCAACGUUAAUGGUGACGACUUCAUUUCUAGUGAUGACUGUGCCUUAGUUUCUGCAGAAUAUUCCAGUGACAUGCCUGGUGGCUUGAACAGUUAUGAAAGUAAAAGAUCAGAAGAGUGUGAUUCGGUUUGCGACCAGGAAAAAGGACAAUCAGAAUCAGAUGAGUUUGAAAAUCAUAAUGUGACUUUUUCAGGUAAAAGCAAUGAGAAAAAACAGAAGGUAAGUGAUGCUUCAGACUUGAGUGGUCAGGAUCCAAUAAUUUCUGAUGUCAAUGACGAUGAUACUGAAGAAUUCAGUAGCAAGGAAAGUGGGAAAUUGUGUAGGUACUACCAUGUAUUUAAGGAAGGAGAGUUAGAAAUGUUGAUCUCUAAGUAUGUCCCUCACUUGCAUGUGGUGGAAAGCAUAUAUGACCAUGGCAACUGGUGUUUAGUAGCAGAAAAGAAGCAGUUAGUAGUCUAGUUAUAUUAAUACUUGCUCUUAUUUUUGUUUCACUGGUCAACAGUCCUUAUUCUGCAUUUAAAUUCUGGAAGAUUUUUCACAGACUUAAAUUAUAUUUUUAUUUUAAAAAAAAGGGUUACACUACUUGAUUCUUUAACAAUUUAAUAUUUUAAGGAUUAAAAAUAAAUGAUUUCAAAAUUGUUGCAUGCAUUUUACUUUCUGUGAUCUAACAUUAUGUUCAUUCUAUCAUAUUUUAUUAUAAAGUGUGUAUUCAUAGUCAGUAAAUGAGUGCAAUGAUGAAUGCAAUAUUUUUCCGGAAAGUGCAAUUUUUUGUAGGCUCUGUCUAACUUGGCUGUUGAAUGGCAUGCCAAUGACGUAAGCAACAUAAAAUAUAUAAGACUAUAUUUGUAUACAUGUCCCCUUGUUUGUUGUAAUCUGACAUUUGAUGGGCAAAUGGGCAUUUGAUCUCAGUAAGGUCAGGUAUAAUUGUAAAUAGUAACAUUUUAAUCUUCAUACAGUCCCCUAUAUAUUUGUGAUGAAAAAAUGUUAUUAAGCACACAGUUGUUUUCAUAAUUAAGUUGUUGCUAUCAUUUUUAAGCUUUCAGGCUUUAAGGUAGGAUUUUAGCUCACCUUAGCACAAAGUGUUUAUGGUGAGCUGUUGUGGUAGAUGGCUUUCUUGCACUUUCUGUGGUACGUUUGGAAAAAAAUCUGUUUCAGGUUAUAAAAAUAAAAUAAAAUACAUGUUAAAGAAACAGGACAUAAAAAAAUCCCUAACCCCCAAAAUAUUAAAGUUUACAAUAUAUAUGAAACAUCAAACUGCAACAUUUUUUGACUGAAAAUAUACUGUAUGAUAGACUACACACAAUAUUAGAACUACAACAAUCUGUAUCUGGAUGGGUACGUCAAAGAAACCAAUUUUGGCUUUAACUUGACAGUAUAUUAUUAUUAUUAUUAUUAUAUAUUAACAAUAUUCUUCAAUAAUAAUAAUGACCUUAAUAGAGAUUGACAAAUCAAACAUCAUAACAAAAUAAUUACAGUCAACAAAAAGAUUUAUUAUUUAUGUAUUUUAUUUCUUUAUGUUUUUAUUUUAAUAUUUCCAGUCUGGUUCUGUGCUUUAUGGAAGUACUGGGGGUGGCUCUGUUUCUGAACUGUUUCACAAUUUACAAAUGUGAAUGGUUUCCAUGAAAAUAUAUGAAUCUCCUCUGCUGGCCUAACAACAUUGUCACACGGUCGGAUAUGGUGUGCUCUUAUUUGCUUGUUUACAAUUAUUGAAUUUCUUUUAUUAUGCCCCCCUUCGAAGAAGAGGGGGUAUAUUGCUUUGCUCAUGUCGGUCGGUCGGUCGGUCGGUCGGUCCGUCCACCAGGUGGUUGUCGUAUGAUAACUCGAGAACGCAUACGUCUAGGAUCAUGAAACUUCAUAGGUAGAUUGAUCAUGACUCGCAGAUGACCCCUAUUGAUUUUGAGGUCACUAGGUCAAAGGUCAAGGUCACGGUGACCCGAAAUAGUAAAAUGGUUUCCGGAUGAUAACUCAAGAACGCAUACGCCUAGGAUCAUGAAACUUCAUAGGUAGA